GUGUGUGUGUGUGUCUCACACAGAUGUUUGUUGUGUUUCAGAUUGACAUAUUUGAGCAGCAGUUCAGCAGCAUCAGUAAGAUCGACUUCAUGGAGAGAUACCUCAGUGAGAGAGAAUACCUCAUCAUCAUCAUCAUCAGUCCAAAGUACUAUGAGACAGUGACGGCGCCACCUGUUGGUGUGGAGAACGACGAGAGGACGUUCAACACCGUCUACAUCCACAAACAGCUCCAGAACGAGUUCAUCCAGAACGGAAGUAAAAACUUCAGGUUUAUUCCAAUUCUGUUUCCUGGAGCUAAAAAGUGUCACGUUCCAAACUGGCUCCAGAACACAAACGUUUAUCGAUGGCCUCGAGAUCGCGACGACAUCCUGAGACGACUGAUGAGAGUGGAGAAAUAUAAUCCUCCUCCUAUCGGAGAACUGCCCACCAUUGUCUCCAUCCCCAUCUGAACCCUGUUACUGUUACUCCUCCUCUUCUUCCUCUUCACAGUUUCUUUAUUUUAACUUUGUUGUUUGAUCAUGUUGUGCCUGUGACAUCAUCAGUGAUGGCGUACAGUAGGUCAAAGGUUAAAGGUCAACAUGACCAUUUCUUGUUUCCAGAUUUUACUGAUGUUUACUGAACUUUUCUUUUAUUGAUAAUAAAGAAAAUAAUAUACUGCCAUAAA
Messenger RNA from Solea senegalensis (Senegalese sole), 664 nucleotides. RefSeq names its product E3 ubiquitin ligase TRAF3IP2-like. The coding region runs from base 24 to 449 and encodes 141 amino acids. Gene Ontology annotation, biological process: positive regulation of canonical NF-kappaB signal transduction; humoral immune response. The transcript has 4 exons. Lineage: Eukaryota; Metazoa; Chordata; Actinopteri; Pleuronectiformes; Soleidae. The record is from RefSeq and is a predicted model, not a curated record.